GAUAUUUCGCUUCCCAUCGCUUCCGCAGGCUGUUGAAUUUUUUUAUACUUUUGUUUAUAUCUCAGUUUAUUUUAUCAAAUAUUUCUUUCAAUAGAUUGAAAUACCUUUACCUAACCAAGCCACAUGUGUCAGUAUCAUCUUUUAUUGCUUAUCAAUCAAUUGUGGUAGCUGGAAACUGGAAAGCCUCAUGGUUGUCUAAUGCAAGAUCAAUGAGAUUGUCUUAUCAAUAUCAUUAUGUAGAUUCUAGCAUGAAUUGUGAUGUGGUAGGUACCUAGUUAUGUAUUGUUCAUUAGUCAUUACUUUGACUUACCUCUAUGUUAAUUGUUAAUGCAAACUUUUCUGUUGGUAUGUGAACUGUGAACAAUCUUCAUGUCACUCAAUUCUCUCAAGUUGUGACCGUCAUGAGCCUCCUUUAUUUUGUAUUCUGUAUAAUGUAACUGGAUGCCUUUACUAAUAUGGUCUUUGUAUAAGAUUGUUUGUUUUUAACCAUACUUUGGUAUUCAUAACUUCUUAUGAAAGAAAGUUGUUAACAUUUUGAGCACCUAUGUAUGAGCUAUGAUCCCAAUGGAUCUCACGACAAAAUUGGGGAGCCAGAUCUAUGAUCCGAGUGGAUCUAGCGACAAAAUUGAAGGGUCAGAUCUAUGAUCCCAGUAGAUCUCUCGACAAAAUUGAGGGGUUGGAUCUAUGAUCUGAAUGGAUCUCGGAUCGGGAUCCAUGGGAUCGGAUCUCAGAUCCAUUUUUCCGGAUCCAAGCACAUGUCUGAUCUCAGCCUUGAGUGACGUCAUAUACCUACGAUGCCAAUGAUAUCAUAUAAGUCAUUUGGGUUUUUGACCUAUAACUCGCGUACAAAUUGCGGUAGAGAGUUGAGAAAGACACCAAUGAACUCGGAAUGAUAUGCCGAAUCGAAUGAUAUGUUACUCGAUCUUCUUAGCAUCAUUGCAUGACUUGGACCCAAUUUGACCUGACCUUGGCCUGAGGUCAGCACCUAACUUUACGCCGUUCACCAAAAAGUAUGUCAUUCAGCGCAUCGAGUGACAAACACAAUUACACCAUAUUCGGUGCUAUGUGACCGUUUUUGUCAAAGUUAUUGAUCGAAAUCAAAAUAUUUAUUUGGAUCUUUGACCUAAGUUUACAGGUCGUCAGUUGACUUGAGACCUUAAAAUGAGCCACCAUUCGCUGCCUUUAGUAACUUCCAACACGUUCAUUUUUAUGGCUAUGCUUUAAUGCCAUUAGGAGCAAAACGGUGAGGGAUGAUCUCCCCCUUCCUGACUUGUAAUACCCCAACCCCCCUUGGCUAGUGCUUAAGUAGAAAAUGGGGAACAUAAAUUUAGGGAUUUCAUUGAUAUAUGGCUAAUCAGAUUGGUCCCUACACCCUUACUAUAAACUUUUGUUAGCGCUUCGUACGCUUUUCUGCGAAAUUUUGUUACAGGGUUUUUGACUGGGACCAUUGACGCUUUCCCCCCUCCAGUGCAAGUUGCAGGAGACGAAAUUGUCUAACUGCAGGGUUAAAAUAAAUGCCUUUUUCAUUUUGCACCAGUCUGCAUGCAUAUAGACGGUACACACCUGCUCAUGCGUACAUAACUUAACAGCGAUAAGUUGCCUCCCGUCCGCCUCGCCGGCCCGGCCCGUCUGGUCACCACCUGUCACACAAAAGUGCUCACCCCCAACACCGGCGCACCCAGGCGCAGCUGAACUUUUCAGAGCAUGUCAACAACUUGUCAGACAACAGCGUGGUGUUGGUCUCCCACCGUACACUAGCGUACAAUUUUUGUUACUCUCAUGCAUCAAACGCAAUAUUAUUCCCGGCUGAAUGAAUUGUCGAUUGGCGUCCCCGCCAUGUUUGGUUUGAGUCAUCAAUUUAGAUCCAGUCUCGGGAGUUCGAGGACCGAUUUGGAGAAGAGGCCAAUUGAAGUCGAUUUUAUACACCAUCAAAUCCCCAAUAUUAGAACUGAGUGUUUAACAGUUCACGGUCCCGAGAUCCUCGGCUGUCAUGACGACGUCACUAGGCCUGACCUCGCUGCACGAACCGGUCCCUGCACAGUGCACACUGCGCAGAGCAGCGAGAAGCAGCGGCCUGCCGUUUUUUAUUCUUGUCAGGCUUGACUAUUAUGCGUCGGCGCAGCCUGUACUGUCAGAGGGGCCGGUACCGAGUUCCCGUUUUAGAAACAGCGCACGUCCUUGAACCCACAGUUGGGUAUUCGAGAUGCCGACAUUCCAGCGAAUAUCGUUCACAAAUGGCAGCCACGGUAGCGUUCGGCACACAUGAUCACGGUUGGAGUUUUUUUAGGCUUAUUUAAAUUCAUUUUACAAAAAAAAAAACACUCCCCAAAUGUACGUAAAUACGCCUUCCUCUCAUCGUCAUGAGCACCGAGCAGCGCGCCUAAUUUCCCGAGAACCUGCAGCUCUUUUGUCAGAGGUGCUGGGUGCCCCGGGUUCGACGGAUCCCCGAACAGGUUCGGGCACUUCCGUCACCGAGGGGCGCCGAACCAGUACGGCUGUGGUGUAGGUCACGGGCGCCAGUCAUGUGGCUCCCGCUCGUCGCGCUCCUGUUCCUGCUCCUGCUGCUCCUGGUGUGGAUCAGGAGGCCGUACCGACCCGACCGAUUUCCACCAGGCCCGCCAACAUUCCUGAUUUUCGGCAACAUCGAGUUCAUCAAUGAGACCCGGAAGGGCAUCUUCAGACCGCUGAUCGCCAAAUGUCGGAAGGAAUUCGGCGACAUCAUCGGCAUCAUCAUGCCGACCGGACAGCGGGCGGUGCACCUGCUCGACUUCGACCUCAUCAAGGAGGCGACCGCGAUGCCGGAGUUCUCCGGCAGACCUUCCCUGUUCACCUCACUAGUGCGCAGCUUUCAGCAAAAGCUGGGCAUCAUCUUCAACGAAGGACCUACCUGGAAGGAGCACCGCCGGUUCUCGCUGAGACAUCUGCGAGAUCUCGGCUUUGGUAAACAGUCGAUGGAGGGUGUGGUGCUGGAUGAAUUCGAAAGUCUCGCCCAAGAGAUGGAACAAAAUAUCGACUCGCCGUUGACAAUCCACAACGACUUCUUCAACAUCACGGUCCUCAACGUCGUCUGGCAGAUGGUGGCCAGCAUGAGGGUAGAUCGAAACAGCUCCGAGGCGAAGCAGAUGCUACACAGCGUGAGCGAGUUCUUCCGGGUGGUGGGCCCGCGCAGCCCGAUGAACAUCGCGCCGUGGCUGCGGCACUUCUUCCCCGAGUGGAGCGGGUACGCGCCGCUGAUCCGCCAUCGCGAGACCACCAUCGGCAUCUUCGACAAGAUCAUCGCCGAGCACCGGCAGACCCUGGACCGCUCCAGUCCGCGCGACUUUAUCGACCAAUUCCUCAUCGAGAUGGAGUCGGAGGACGCGGAGGCGCGUCAGUUCACCGAACGAAACCUGGUCAUCGUCAGCAUGGACUUCUUCGUGGCCGGGAUGGAGACGUCGGCGACGAUGCUGCACUGGUCCGUCCUGCUGAUGGUGAUGUACCCGGACGUGCAGACUCGCGUGCAGCAGGAGCUGGACGCUGUGCUGGGCGGCGGGCUGCCCUCCUACAGCGACCGGUCGCGCCUGCCGUACACGGAGGCCACCCUGAUGGAGGUCAGUCGGCGGUGCACCAUCACACCGCAGGGCAUACCACACAGCACCACCUGCGACACCACGCUGGCCGGAUACACCAUCCCCAAGGACACCUUCGUCUACAUGCACCUGCAGGAGAUCCACAUGGACCCCGAGUACUGGGGAGACCCGGAGGCCUUCCGACCGGAGAGGUUCCUCACCGCCGACGGCGCAGUGCGACACGACGAGCGUCUGAUUCCGUUCGGCGUCGGCAGGAGGUUCUGCCUCGGCGAGACGCUGGCGCGAAUGGAGACGUUCAUUUUGUUCGCGGGUCUGAUGCAGCGAUUCCGGUUCUCCGCAGUCCCCGGGCAGAAUCUGUCGCUCGACACCAAGUUCGGAGUGGUUCAGACACCGAUGAAGUACAGUGUGACCUACAGCAAGCGGGAUGGCUCACAGCCGACACAAUAAACUGGAAAACGUCACGACCAAAGGCACAUCGUGACCCGCCAGCGUCGCGUCGCGAUGGACGCUCGUGAUUUCCACAGUUUGGCAUAGCAGACUAUGGCGUAAUGUCGAAAUCGCCUGCAUUAUUACUGAAAUGUGUGCACUGCCGCCUAAAUUAGGCAUAAAAAGGUGUAUGCAUUAGCCGAGUCUGAAUAACAAAGCAUGUGCUUACUCACUCCACUAAUGAGGUACUUAGUACUUACUACUUACUAACCAAAUAUAGUUUGAAUACAAAAAGACCAGUGAGAUUGU
Messenger RNA from Amphibalanus amphitrite, 4304 nucleotides. RefSeq names its product methyl farnesoate epoxidase-like. Gene Ontology annotation, biological process: xenobiotic metabolic process. Lineage: Eukaryota; Metazoa; Arthropoda; Thecostraca; Balanomorpha; Balanidae. Gene Ontology annotation, cellular component: cytoplasm; intracellular membrane-bounded organelle. The record is from RefSeq and is a predicted model, not a curated record. Gene Ontology annotation, molecular function: iron ion binding; heme binding; oxidoreductase activity, acting on paired donors, with incorporation or reduction of molecular oxygen, reduced flavin or flavoprotein as one donor, and incorporation of one atom of oxygen. The coding region runs from base 2523 to 4016 and encodes 497 amino acids. The transcript has 2 exons.